Messenger RNA from Pseudomassariella vexata, 1918 nucleotides. RefSeq names its product permease for cytosine/purines, uracil, thiamine, allantoin-domain-containing protein. Gene Ontology annotation, cellular component: fungal-type vacuole membrane; plasma membrane. The record is from RefSeq and is a predicted model, not a curated record. The transcript has 2 exons. Bases 210 to 1790 code for a protein of 526 amino acids. Gene Ontology annotation, molecular function: transmembrane transporter activity. Lineage: Eukaryota; Fungi; Ascomycota; Sordariomycetes; Amphisphaeriales; Pseudomassariaceae. Gene Ontology annotation, biological process: transmembrane transport.
AGCAACACUACACAACUUACGGAGCAUUGCCUUGAAGUGUAUAUCGCCCAGUGAUUCCUUGUCACGCUAAAUAAUCCACUCUAAGACUGCGGUCUCGAUAUAUUUCUCAAUAUAAGUUGAAUGCGGCCCACUUUCUCACCUCUUAUAAUGGAUAAAGUUUAACACAUCCAACCGCCGAGUUCGGUGUCUGUUACAUUCCAGACAUCACGAUGGAUCCAAGCAUUGACAUCGAGAAAUCCGCCGCCGGCGCUGCUGAUGAAGCCGGCAGCGCCUCAUCUCAAGCCUCCAAGGACAAGACAUCGGCUGAGUCUAACAGCAACACUGCCACCCCACCUGCUCCAGACCUAGCCCCAAUUCCUAUUCCCUCCAAACUCCGCCAACUCAACCAAGUUCUCGAAUCCCUCGCAGGCUUCGAAUCCCGCGGCAUCUCCCGCGUCCCCCCCUCAGCCCGUCAACCCCCCUCCCGCACCGCCGACCUCCAAGUAGCCGUCCUCUGGUUCAGCGCCAACAUCAGUUGCAACAACCUGAUCGUCGGUCUCUAUGGCCCCUUACUCUUCCAGCUCGGUUUUCUCGACAGCGCGCUAUGCGCCGUCUUCGGUGCCCUGCUCGGGAGCUUGUCAACAAGCUACAUGAGCAUCUGGGGACCGCAGAGCGGGAACCGGACCAUGGUCGUUUUGCGGUAUUUCUUUGGAUACUGGCCGGCGAAGGUGCCUACAUUUUUGAAUGUGGUGCUUAUGGUCGGGUAUUGUACCAUUGAUGGGAUUAUUGGGGGGCAAAUCUUGUCGGCGGUUAGUGGGGGAACCAUGUCGAUUGCCGUUGGUAUUGUGGUGGUGAAUUUGGUUUGCUGGGGGAUUGUGUUGUUUGGGAUGAAGCCGUUUCAUCAGUAUGAAAAGUUUGCUUGGAUUCCGCAGAUUUUGGCAUUGUUUGUCAUGGUGGGCUGUGCUGGGCCUAGCUUUGAUGCGAAGUCUAUUUCUGUGGGAGACAAGGCAACGGUGGCUGCGAACCGGUUGUCGUUCCUGUCUAUGUGCCUGUAUGUGCCCAACUCAUGGGCAGCUGCGGCGUCGGACUUUUACGUCUAUUACCCGGAAAAGACAUCUCCAGUCAAGAUCUUCUUCUUGACCCUGAGUGGACUGUGGACUUCCUUCAGUCUAGUCUUUCUCUUAGGUAUCGGUCUAGGCACUGGUCUCACCACCAACUCCUUGUGGAGUGAAGCCUUCGAAAUCUCCACCGGCGCACUGUUGGUAGCCGCCUACGAGCCCCUGCAUGACUUUGGCCGUUUCUGCUCCGUUAUCGUAGCACUAGGCCUCAUCGCCAACAGCGCCCCGGGCACCUACUCGGCCACCCUAAGCUGCCAGGUCUUGGGCCGCUACGGCCAGGCUGUCCCGCGUUGGGUUUGGGGAUGUGUCAUUAUCCUUAUCGAGCUUGUCUUGGGUCUAGCCGGGAGAAAUGACCUCUACGUAAUCUUCUCCAACUUCCUCGCGCUGAUGGGUUACUGGGCCGAGUUUAUGGUCAUUAUCGUUAUCAUGGAACGUGGAAUUUUCCGAAGAAAUGUGCAGUAUGACUGGGCGAAGUGGCAGGACAAGGCGUACAUGCCCAUCGGGAUCGCCGCCUUGGUUUCGUUCCUAUUGGGCUGGCUAGGUGCUGUGCUCGGUAUGUAUCAGACCUGGUUUGUUGGACCCCUGGCAGCGGCAGCCAAUGUUUCGGAUGUGGGAGUGUGGAUUGGGUGCGCCUUUGUGCUCGUGUCUUUUCCGCCAUUGAGGUACUGCGAGUUGAGAAAGUUUGGUCGAUAGCGUCUAGAGAUAGAUAAACCGGAGGUGAAACACAAUAAUCCAUAUGCCAAUGGUCUGACUAAUUGUUAUGGGGUCAUUUGCACAGCUCUUCACUGUAAACUGAUGGGAAGAAAUCACCCCCUUCUGCC